Molecule: messenger RNA, 901 nt
Organism: Jatropha curcas
Lineage: Eukaryota; Viridiplantae; Streptophyta; Magnoliopsida; Malpighiales; Euphorbiaceae
Product: small ribosomal subunit protein eS24z
Biological process (GO): translation
Cellular component (GO): ribosome
Molecular function (GO): structural constituent of ribosome
Source: RefSeq, a predicted model, not a curated record
AUAGCCACGAUAACCUUCAAAACCAAACAGGGCCGAAUUAUUUCAGAGUCACAUAAAACCCUAGGUCCCAAGCAGCUCCUCGUUUGCCAAAUUCUUAGAAGCACGAUCUCCGAACGGCGCCAAGGAGCAAAACUAGUUGCAGCAAAUAAGCCCAAAACCAUGGCAGACAAAGCUGUGACGAUUAGAACAAGGAAGUUUAUGACUAACAGGCUCCUUUCAAGGAAGCAGUUCGUGAUUGAUGUUCUGCAUCCUGGGAGGGCCAAUGUCUCUAAGGCUGAGCUGAAGGAGAAGUUGGCAAGUUUAUAUGAAGUGAAAGACUCAAAUACAAUUUUUGUAUUCAAGUUCCGUACACAUUUUGGAGGUGGAAAGUCAACUGGCUUUGGACUGAUAUAUGAUUCUGUGGACAAUGCUAAGAAGUAUGAGCCAAAAUACAGGCUGAUCAGAAAUGGACUGGACACCAAGGUAGAAAAAUCAAGAAAACAAAUGAAGGAAAGGAAGAACAGGUCCAAGAAAGUCCGAGGUGUAAAGAAGACUAAGGCUGGAGAUGCUGCAAAGAAGAAGUGAGAUCUGAAUAAUAGGGAGCUCAUCUUUUGUCCUAGUACACUUGGGUCCUUAGCCUUUUCCACCCUCUCUUUUUGUAUUUUUAGCGCUGUCAAGCAUUUAAUGAGGUUUCUAGAUAUUUCAGUUUGAGAUACUUUUACGCCAUGCAUGUUUUCCAACGGAUGUUAUUUGUUACUAUUGAGUUAUGAUAGACCAAGUAAUUGCAACUAUAUUUUGUGUUCUCCUGCCAAAGCUGUGGCAUGAUGCAGGGAAGGGAUUGGUUGUGCAAUCCAAUCUGCCUUCCCUGUCAAACUCGAAAUUAUUUUCAAUCUUAUGAUCAAACAUUCUGGUUUAGUUGGUA